AUGAUGCUACUGCACAAGGGCAUCGAGCUUCACGGGGGUUUUUCCCUGAACUACUAUCUUCACAGUGCGAAUGCAGAGAGUCCGGCUGAGCUCCAAUACCUCAUCAUCAAUCACGGGGCAGAGAGGAACAAGACGGCACAGGACACUGGCAUCUACAUUUCUCAACAAGUCCCAACCCCGCAGGGGUUGAAGGACUUGGUGGAAGAAAUAUCAGAUGCAUUGCUUGGCGGAAUUAAGCCUUCGAUCACCGACGAUGGAACGGGCGCGACGUACAAGCUUCACGGCCCCUCGUCUCCCAAACCUCUGGCUGUGUUCAAGCCCAAAGACGAGGAAGCGUUUGCCCCCAACAAUCCACGGGGCUAUCAGGGAAAGGAGAACUCCGUUGGCAUGAGACCUGGCAUCCUCUCGACGCAGCAAGCUGUGCGCGAGGUUGCGGCUUGUCUGCUUGACCACAAAAGUUACGCGGGAGUGCCUCCCACUACUUUGGUACAUGCCAAGCAUGAGGAGUUCGUCAACCCUGACAAAAGCAAGGUUGAAUGGAAAGUUGGAGCGUUCCAAGAAUUUGUGAAUUCAUGUGGCACCUGUGGCGACAUGGGUAAUUCAGUUUUUAGCGUUUCAGAUGUGCAUAGAAUUGGUAUUCUGGAUGUCCGGAUCAUUAAUUUGGACAGAAACGACGGUAACCUGUUGGUUACUGACCGCACGAGGCCAAAGCUCAUACCGAUUGAUCAUGGCCUCAGUCUGCCCGACAGACUGGAGGCGUAUACAUCCCACGUGGUCUGGAUGGACUGGCCGCAGGCGCAAGAGCCCUUUGCUCAAGCCGAGCUGGACUACAUUAGGUCGCUGGAAGCGGAGCAAGAUGCUAAAAGUAUCGAGAUGCAGCUCGGAAUUCGCCGGGAAUGCCUGCGCUUGCUGGAGGUAACCACCAACCUCCUCAAAAUCGGCGCAGAGCGCGGGCUUACACUCCACCAAAUAGGCCACAUUCUGUACCGAGAAGAUCCGGAUGAUGGUGACGGCAAACCCAGUGUGCUGGAAGGGAUUAUCUCCAAAUGCAUCGAAUCUGCAUUUGCAGCCACCGGCCAAUCUUCUGGAAGAGCUUCCUCGACGGUGGAGAGCCUUGACCUUGUGCCGUCUUUGCGGCCAGAAGCGCGGGCUUGGCGAGAAGGUCAGCAUGGCGGUGCCGGACAGGAUCGUGAGCACGGCACAGCUGGCAGAUACAGGCACCAUCUUUCCAUUCCGUCUUCUGCAGCUCAGGAGGGUUCAG
Molecule: messenger RNA, 1261 nt
Organism: Symbiodinium sp. CCMP2592
Lineage: Eukaryota; Dinophyceae; Suessiales; Symbiodiniaceae
Source: the annotation of a GenBank genome assembly